GAAUGGCUUCUAUUUUAAUUUCAAUUUUUUUAAUUUUUAUUUUUUCUUCUAUUGCUAAUUUACAACAAAUAACAACUACAACCAUUGGAAAGACUACUAGAACCUUUACAAUAGACAAAGAAGCCAAUGUUUUUUUAAUGGAUGGAAAACCGUUUCGUUAUAUUUCUGGAGAAAUUCAUUAUUUUCGGAUAUCUGCUGGACUUAAUGCCGUGCAAGUUUAUGUUCCUUGGAAUUUUCAUGAAGAGGAACCAGCUAGUUUCAACUUUGGUGGAGACCGGGAUCUUGUCGAAUUUUUACGCAUCGCACAACACAAUGGUCUGUAUGUUUUGCUCCGUAUUGGACCCUAUGUCUGUGCAGAAAUUGAAUUUGGUGGAUUACCAUGGUGGUUAAUUAAGGAUCAAGCAAAUAUUGAAUUGAGGACUUCAAACAAAAAAUAUCUCAGCUAUGUCAAACGCUAUUUUAAUGUACUCCUCCCCUUACUUCGUCCUCUCCUCUACAAGAAUGGAGGUCCUAUUAUUAUGCUACAGAUAGAAAAUGAAUAUGGUUCUGUUCUCUGUGACCAUGCUUAUACAGUUUGGUUAAGGGAUAUUGUUAGGGAACAACUUGGGAGUGAUGUGGUGCUUUAUACAACCGAUGGCUUUAACGAGAAUAUGGUGCGAUGUGGCUCCGUUCCAGGCACCUUCCCAACUGUUGACUUUGGUGCUCCCCAAACUAUAGACUCUGCUAGCAAAAAAUUCCAAGUUCAAAGAAAGUUUUCUGGUGGAGGGCCGAAUGUAAAUUCUGAAUUUUAUACGACUUGGUUUUCAAUGUGGGGGGAUCGUUCUGUGCCCAGACAAGAUAUUAAAAAUGUUGUUGAUUCGAUAGAGGUUAUGUGGCAGUUGAAUGCCUCUUUCAGUUUCUACAUGAUCCAUGGUGGAACGAAUUUUGGAUUCUGGAAUGGGAGAGAACCAGAUGGCCCUGUGAUAACUUCAUACGACUAUGCUGCCCCAAUAAGCGAAGAAGGGCAAAUAACACCAUUAUAUAGAGCUAUCAGAAAUUGGAUUGGUUCAAAACAAGAAUGGCCUAAUACUCCUUUGCCUCUACCGCCAAACAGAACAGGAAUUGCAAUAAACGGCAUUACAGCCCUCCGUCUCCCAAAUUUCAUCAAACUCUUAAACUCAACCCAUACAAAACAACAAUGUAUACACUCAAAUGGGGCUCGCCCUCUAAACUUUGAAGUUUUCGAUAGAGACCAUGCUUUUGUUUGGUACAGUACAGUCCUUCAAAUAGGAGGGUCUGUGUUGACUAUACCUGUGGUGAAGGACCACGCCUAUAUUUUUGUGGACGGGAAAUUUAAGGGAAACAUAACCGUCUGUGACAGAACUGGCUGCUCUCAAAGAGUAACGAUAAACGCUCGUGCUGGUCAACGCUUAGAUAUACUUGUAGAAAAUGCUGGACGAUUAACCUAUCCACUGUCUAAAGUUGAUCCAAAGGGUAUUCUUUCCCCUGUAAUUUUGGGUGGUAUCUCAGUUAGUAAUUAUUGGACACAAUGUGGCGUUUCAAUAGAUGCUUUAUACACAGCUGGUUCUUUGCUGUUUGAGGAGGCAUAUUUGGAGCAACAACUUUUGAAAGGAUCAUCAAGCAUCGAACCUCCACAACCUACCUAUGAUGAACCUGCCAUAUAUGCAGCCAAAUUCACAACUCCCGAUGUAGACUGGAGAUUGGCCCAUACAUUUUUUGAUUCUCGAGGGUGGGGGCAUGGCAUUGCUAUGGUGAAUGGGUUUAAUGUUGGGCGGUAUUGGCCGUUGUUAGGCCCACAGAUGACUCUAUUCGUGCCCGGUGCUGUAAUGAAAAAUGAAAAUUUCGUUCUCCUUCUUGAAUUAACUGGACGGCAAAAAAGCAAAUCGUUACAAUUUGAUUUUCUCGCACAGCCACUUUAUAAUGGAGAGGAAGAGAGACAAUUUCAAAAAGAUCAGCCAUUGUUGGAGAGGGAUGAUGUAUCCGAGGACGAUGAAAUUGUCAAAAAUCCUGUUCCCUCAGGCUAUUUGAGAAAAUAUCAAAUGGCAUUGGCUCAUACUCGUCGAAAUCGACACCAAUCAGAGGAACACGAAAGUGCCGAGGCUGGAGUUAGAGAAAAACGAAUGGAUUUUUUCUCACACUUUUAA
This is a messenger RNA of Meloidogyne enterolobii, 2144 nucleotides long. The record is from the annotation of a GenBank genome assembly. NCBI's taxonomy places the organism in Eukaryota, Metazoa, Nematoda, Chromadorea, Rhabditida, Meloidogynidae.